Messenger RNA from Thelazia callipaeda (thelaziosis nematode), 771 nucleotides. NCBI's taxonomy places the organism in Eukaryota, Metazoa, Nematoda, Chromadorea, Rhabditida, Thelaziidae. The record is from the annotation of a GenBank genome assembly.
AUGAAAGAAUUGAAAGAUAUGCAUGAAGGCGAUGAAGAAUGUGUGGGGGACAGUUCUUAUAUCAACGAAAGAACUUCUGAUAAUCGGCCAAAAACAGAUGCUGGAUUUAGUCGUACCCCAUCCGAUAUGUCUGAAUCUGAUCAAGAAAAAGAACGAAAAAGUGGUAUCAUUUAUUUCCAAACAUUACCACCGAAUUUCACCGCUUCAAGAAUGCGUACUGAGAUGAGUAGAUUCGGUGAAAUUGGAAGAAUCUACUUACAGGCGAAAAUUUCUUUUGUAAAAAAUUUGGCUGCGAAACUACGCAAUGCAAGGGGUAAACGCAAAAGGAGAUUUGUGGAAGGAUGGGUUGAGUUUAAAGAAAAAAAUAUAGCUAAGCGAGUCGCUGUGUCAUUAAACCAAACAGCAGUUGGUGGAAAACGAAGAAGCUCUGCCCGUGAAUCACUUUGGACGAUGAAAUAUUUAAGCGGUUGUAGUCCAAUUUUAUAUUCAUCGUUCAAGUGGACACACUUGGUAGAACAAUUGAGUUAUGAGCAACGAAUUGAACGACAGCGAAUGAGUGCUGAAAUAGCACAAGCAAAGCGACAAGCUUCUUUCUUUGCUGACCAAAUAGAAAAAGGAGAACAACUGAGAAAACUAGAAGAAAAGGUAUUGAAAAGAGGUGGCGUAUGGCAUAAGUUCCAAAGGGAAGUGCAGCAGCGUCCAGUGAUAAAGAACAAAGAUGACGAAAAACAAGUUGAUAGCCAGCUGCUACAGAUGAUUUUUACAGGAUGA